Molecule: messenger RNA, 1584 nt
Organism: Suillus clintonianus
Lineage: Eukaryota; Fungi; Basidiomycota; Agaricomycetes; Boletales; Suillaceae
Exons: 8
Coding region: 1-1584 (527 amino acids)
Source: RefSeq, a predicted model, not a curated record
AUGUUUCAACGUGGAUAUCGUCUGCGCCCGUCAUCUGGUGGUGGCCAAAAUCCAAGCUCACCUGGACGUCAGUCACCGAGGCCACGGUCAAACACAGGAGUUUCACCGGCAGGAUCCAGCAGGAAUAGAAGUACUACACCUGACCCAGGCAGCAGCAGAUCUUCUAGCCAUUUGUCUGUUGGGGGACAUGGAAACAUUGCACAUCCCCAAAGUUCUUGCUCCACCAGCGGCGAAGCCCUAGAGAUACCUCGAGUUGGAAUCCAGCCACCCUCAAGCCCAACAACGUCGCUUGAUGAGCCAAUCAGUGCAGGAAUUCGUCGCCGCAGGGACAGCGGACCUUCCAACCAUGGGGAUCCCACCAAGCUCACACCUCAACGUACGAAACGCUUGAAAAUAUAUGCAAAGAAGGCUUGUGAAGAAAAUGAUGUUCCACACGAAGAAGUGAUGACUUUCAUUGAUUCUGGCGACAUUUUCUAUAUGCUCCUGGACCUGAAGAUCACCCUCAUCAAAUUCUCUGAGGGAAACGCGGUCAAGAGAUUGCAGGAAUUAAAGGACGCAUUGGAAUCGAAGGACUUUGAGAAUGGACUUUACAACCGCUUGUUUGCUUGCAUGCUGUCGCCGAAUAUAACGGCAUAUGUCACUGAUACUCAGUCUCAUAUAAUGGACUUUAUUUCCAAGAAUAGGGAUAUCUUCAAAAUCCCCCCUGGACUUCUCGAUGACGUUGAGCUCAGAGCUCAGUUGGGCAAGGCAGUCACAAAGCUGCUCACAAAUAUUCGGAGUGCCAUGAAGACCGCUCUCACCACAUCAAUCGUCAAGCGCACAAGCAUCGCUGAUGUGACCAGGUCACUUGCACGCAGCGGGUCUGGCAUGGAGGUCGACUCCACUCAUUGGAACAGGAUGGCAUUUCUUCGGCGCCUUCUGCGGAUUUUUCUCAUUGGUGUCAGCGAUUACAAGACUGCCUCCAUUGAGGAUUUAUUUUCCGCUUACCUUAUUCCAUCGCUCAAGCAAGAUUUACGAGACAAAGUCGCGCGCGAGCUUCAUAUCGACAUCGGACAGCUUGAGCGAGAGUUAUUUGAUGCUGACCUCGAUUAUGUGCCUCAGACUGGUGUCACUCCAAGUCAAGCUCCCAUGGAAGCCAACGGCAAUCAUACGCCUGGUGCCAGGUGGGAUGAGAAUGAUGCUGGCAUGGGUGACGAACAGCGUGUAGACCAAGGUGGAGAGCAGCAGGAUGAUUUGGAUGUGAACGGAGGGGAUGAGGAAUCAAAUGUGAGCGGCGGUGCUAGUCCGGUCUUACUUGACGACCCACUCGACUCUGGAUUUGGACUGGUUGAAGGCACGCCAGUGCGGUACAACAGUACCACUAAGUUCUGGAACUUCGUUGACUACUCACUCUCAAACAUGCGCAAGAUGGCCGACGACUCCUCAUCAAUUGUCACCGAGAAGGAAAAGGAGUUGCAGAAGUUGUUCAUCGAAAUCUUUCAAGCUGAUCUCGCUGAGUUUCCUGGUGGCAAGAAGGUCUCGAAGCUAAUUUCAAAGACCAACCCACGCUGGCAGACCACUAUUCAGUCUGGACUCAUUUGGUGA